AAAGUGCGAAAAUAUUUUCCAGAAACCGCGGGAAAAAAAAAAAAAAAAAGUUAUCGGAUUCUCUUCCUCCUCGUCUCCGUCGUCUCCGUCGUUGGUUGUCGAAGUUUUGUUCGAGUUUAACAACGUUGUGGGAUCGUGAUAUUUUCUGGGGGUGUUUGUUUGCGUGGCAUGAUUUGAUAGAAAAUGGUGGCAGAAGCUAAGGUUGUGUGUCAGCAGAGCGUGCCGGUGCUGGAUGUUCAGUACUUUACCAAAAAUGUUCACGAAGUUGAAGAUGUAGUUGCAGUUACCCAAUCGAUUUCGUCGCCCAAGAGUUUUGACCGGAAUCUUUCUUCGGAACCGGUCUCCGCCGCCGCUCUCUUUAGCUCGCAAGCCGUCGAUGCUAAGCCUGUGGACAAAAUUCCAGAUUUGGUUCCUGCCUCGGCCGACCAGCAAUUCUUCCCCAAGCUGCGUUCUGGUAGCUUUGCUGACAUUGGACCCCGUAGAUACAUGGAAGAUGAACAUAUUCUAAUAGAUGAUCUAUCUUCACACUUGGGACCACUCUUUAGUUUUGCUAAGCCAAAUGCAUUUUAUGGGGUAUUUGAUGGACAUGGAGGACCUGAAGCAGCUGCUUAUGUCCGGAAAAAUGUGCUCAGACUCUUUUUUGAAGAUGCCAAUUUUCCCCGAACUUCUGACGUUGAUGAAAUUUUCUCAGAGAAGCUUGAGAACUCCCUCCGCAAGGCAUUUCAUGUGGUUGACCUUGCUUUGGCUGAUGACUGCAGUGUAAGCAGUUCUUCGGGGACAACAGCAUUAACUGCUAUGAUAUUUGGAAGGCUUUUAAUGGUGGCCAAUGCUGGGGACUGCCGAGCAGUACUCUGUCGGAAAGGAGAAGCCAUUGAUAUGUCUCAAGACCACAGGCCAAUAUAUCCCUCAGAAAGGAGGCGGAUAGAAGAAUUAGGUGGAUAUGUUGAUGAUGGGUAUCUGAACGGUGUCUUAUCAGUUACCCGAGCAUUAGGCGACUGGGACAUGAAGUUUCCUCGUGGAUCUUCUUCACCCCUAAUCGCCGAGCCCGAGUUCCGGCAGGUGGUUUUAACAGAGGAUGACGAGUUUCUAAUUAUAGGGUGUGAUGGGAUUUGGGAUGUGAUGUCUAGUCAGCAUGCUGUUAGCCUUGUUCGCCGCGGGCUGAGGCGUCAUGACGACCCCGAGCAGUGUGCCAGGGACCUUGUCAUGGAGGCUCUUCGCCUCAACACGUUUGAUAACCUCACGGUGAUCGUUGUAUGCUUCUCCCCCCUUGAGCACCGGGAUCUAUCGCCACAGCGAGAACGGAGAUUAAGGUGCUGCAGCCUCUCUGCUGAGGCCCUUUGUAGCUUGAGGGCCUUGUUGGACAGUAGUGCCAGUAGCUGAUUGUACAUGCAGUUUUUCAGUAAGGGUCUUCCUCGUAAGCGACCAUACAUUGUUUCGGCUGCUUCAGUCGCGAGAUAAAAAAGCAGCUAGCAGUUUUGUAGGUGUUUGGAUUACUCGUGUAUACCUCGGUGAAUUCAGGGUUGAUGUACAUACAUAAGAAAGGGGGUGUGGAUCGGAUGGCGUAGUGUUGUAAAAAGAUGCAUGUUGUUGAUACAUUCUUUCUUUUAGUUAGUCCAGUGUGAUUGUAUUGUCCAUCCGCUGUAGCCCUUUUCUAAUCCGGUCAUGUGUAUUUAUGUAUAUUAGUGGGAUCUUCAUUUUCAUUUUUCUUUCUUUC
Molecule: messenger RNA, 1714 nt
Organism: Pyrus x bretschneideri (Chinese white pear)
Lineage: Eukaryota; Viridiplantae; Streptophyta; Magnoliopsida; Rosales; Rosaceae
Product: probable protein phosphatase 2C 2
Exons: 4
Coding region: 184-1380 (398 amino acids)
Biological process (GO): protein dephosphorylation
Molecular function (GO): protein serine/threonine phosphatase activity; cation binding
Source: RefSeq, a predicted model, not a curated record